UAUUUCUCUCUAAAAUUUUAGCUGAGUUUCAACAACUGAUUUGUCAAAAUGGGACAUUAUCACAAAACAAUUGCAAUUUUCCUCAUUUGUUCAUCAUUUUUGUAUCCUCCCUUGAUCCUUUCUGAUUCAACUAAAGGAUACAUCAGAAUCAAACUAAAAAAACUGGAACCGAAUCACGAGAGCCAUGUUAUGUCACGCUCCGUGCCGAGUUAUUCCUUGAAGGUGCGUGAUGAAAAUAAUCCUAACGGGUCAGAUAUCGUGUUGUUAAAGAACUACAUGGACACUCAGUAUUAUGGUGAGAUUGGCAUUGGCACCCCACCUCAAAAGUUCACUGUAGUUUAUGACACUGGUAGCUCUAAUCUAUGGGUGCCGUCCUCAGAAUGUUUCUUCUCGAUGUCUUGCUAUGUUCAUCCAAAAUACAGUUCAAAAAUGUCAAACACAUACAAGGGAAAUGGGAAAUUUGCUGCAAUUGGAUACGGUAGUGGAUCAAUAUCUGGAUUCUUUAGCAAAGAUGAUGUCACAGUUGGUAAUUUGGUAAUUAAAGAACAGGAGUUCAUGGAGGCGACCAUUGAGCCUGGAGUGACAUUUAUGUCUGGAAAGUUCGACGGCAUACUUGGACUUGGAUUCAAGGAGAUUUCGGUAGGAAAUGCUACCCCAGUAUGGGACAAUAUGAUCAAGCAAGGUCUAGUUAAAGAUCCAUUGUUCUCAAUUUGGUUGAACCGCGAUGUCAAUGGAGAAAAAGGUGGUGAAAUCGUUUUUGGAGGUGUUGACCCCGAGCAUUACAUCGGUGAUCAUACUUUUGUUCCAAUCACGCAAAAGGGUUACUGGCAGUUCGACAUGGGUGAUGUUCUUAUCAAUGGCAAAUCAACUGGAUCUUGUCAAAACGGAUGUUCUGCGAUUGCAGACUCAGGAACUUCUUUGAUAACGGGCCCAACAUCAGUGAUCACCGAGAUAAAUAACGCGAUUGGAGUUGAGAGCUUUGCAAGUCACCUGCAAUCCAAAUCUGAAGAGCAUUCUGAUAGUUCUGCGAGGACAAUGGGAGUCUCGCGUGUUGAUUGUGCGAAUGUUGCCUCCAUGCCCAAUGUUUCAUUUACGAUCGGUGGGAAAGAAUUUGUUCUUUCGCCACGCGAGUACCUUGUUAAAGAUCGCGAGGGUAACUGUGUUAGCGGCUUCAUGCCACUCGACAUUCCUCCUCCUCAUGGCCCUCUAUGGAUCUUGGGAGACGUUUUCAUGGGUUGUUACCAUACUAUAUUCGACUAUGGAAAUGUGAGAAUUGGAUUCGCUAAGGCGGCGUAGAUGAGUCUAGAUGCUUGUUUUAGCUGAUUUGGCAUGUUGUUAUCGAUGGUUCUUGAAAAUAAGAAUGUUCAUGUAAAUGCAAUGAUGGAUUGUGGUUAUAAUCGUGAAGGGGUCAUUUGGUGAGCCAACUCAUAGUUUAAUCACAAUGAUUACAUGAUAUAAUU
Molecule: messenger RNA, 1460 nt
Organism: Helianthus annuus (common sunflower)
Lineage: Eukaryota; Viridiplantae; Streptophyta; Magnoliopsida; Asterales; Asteraceae
Product: aspartic proteinase A2
Exons: 12
Coding region: 49-1296 (415 amino acids)
Biological process (GO): proteolysis
Molecular function (GO): aspartic-type endopeptidase activity
Source: RefSeq, a predicted model, not a curated record